Messenger RNA from Leptosia nina, 633 nucleotides. The record is from the annotation of a GenBank genome assembly. Lineage: Eukaryota; Metazoa; Arthropoda; Insecta; Lepidoptera; Pieridae.
AUGGCUGGAAAUACUACUGAAGAAGUAGAGGGUUCCGCGGGCACGGAAACUAAGACCAACAACAAUGCGGAGAUUCCUCCUGAAUUUUUGAUUAAGCACCCAUUGCAAAAUUCUUGGAGCCUUUGGUUUUAUGACAAUGAUAAGAAUAAGACGUGGGAAGAAAAUCAGAUUGAGCUAACCACUUUUGACACAGUUGAAGAUUUUUGGAGGCUCUACCACCACAUCAAAGCCCCAUCUGAGCUACGCCAGGGCCACGACUAUGCUGUAUUUAAGAAGGGGAUCCGUCCCAUGUGGGAGGAUGAUGCUAACAAAAUGGGUGGAAGGUGGCUUGUAAGCCUUGAAAAAAGCAAACGCAACUCUGAUUUAGAUCGGUUUUGGUUAGAUGUUAUCCUUCUAUUGAUUGGUGAAAAUUUUGAAAACCCUGAGGAAAUUUGCGGUGCAGUAGUCAAUGUCAGAGCUAAAAUAGAUAAAAUUGGUGUAUGGACAGCUGAUAUCUCAAAGCAGCAGGCAGUCAUUGAUAUUGGUAGGAAACUGAAAGACCAGCUGGGGAUCCAUGGUAAGAUUGGCUUCCAAAUCCACCGGGACACAAUGGUCAAGCACUCAUCAUCAACCAAGAACCUCUACACUGUCUAG